AUGUUUCCAACUAUUGCUAGGAGACUCGAAGAUAAGGACGAGCUUAGACUAAGAGAAAAUGAUCAGCUUGGAUCCAUAUCUGUCCUUCCGCUCGGGCACGACGAGGAUGCCUACUACCAGUUUAAGAUAAUUGUUAUCGGACCUUCAGGAGUAGGAAAAACGAUGCUGCUUCAAUACCUGAUGAAACCGGAUACAGAUAGACUGGAUACACUGCAAGCCACAACCAAACUUCGAAUGGACAUCUCGAGUCGUUUUAUGACGAAAGACGGUGUUUUGUUGAAGGCAGAGAUAUGGGACACUGUCGGUCAAGAAACUUAUCACUCAAUCACCCCUUCGCUUUACCGGGAAGUUAACGGGGUAAUGUUGGUCUACAACUUGGCAAAGAGAGAAACCUUCAAUCCCUGCGAAAGCUGGCGGGGGGUGCUCGAAGAGCGUGUUCAAAAUCUUGGGCAAAUACCAGUUAUUCUUGUGGGUAACAACUCGAUCUCGAAGAUCAAAGAGAGGUCACAACGAAAGAAGGACAGAGCUAUGCGGGUGGAUAUCAUAUCUUUGGUUUCGAGGGUUUAG
Messenger RNA from Rhizoctonia solani, 567 nucleotides. Its product is annotated as Ras-related protein RABA4b. Gene Ontology annotation, molecular function: GTPase activity; GTP binding. The coding region runs from base 1 to 567 and encodes 188 amino acids. Lineage: Eukaryota; Fungi; Basidiomycota; Agaricomycetes; Cantharellales; Ceratobasidiaceae. The record is from RefSeq and is a predicted model, not a curated record. The transcript is spliced from 5 exons. Gene Ontology annotation, cellular component: endosome.